AUGAAGUUAACGAAGGUGUUGUACAGUAUCAUCUUUAGCCUUGUGAUUAUAAAUAAUCAGUUCUGCAUUGCUGCUGACGAUGAAGAGCAAGAGAAUGAACAUGGUCCAGAUGGUGGAGAGCCGGGAGUAGGAGGGGCAGGACAAGAACAAGGACCAGAACAAGGACAAGGAGAUAGGCCUGGGCAAGGACAAGAAAAAGGGCCAGAAGUUCCGACAAGGGUUGGAUGUAACUUCAUCGAUAGAGAUGAUAUCGGAAUACCUCCGUUCAGCAGAACAAAGAAGGAGGGAGAAGCAUGUACUCUGACACUUGAUCCCAGAGGAGAUAUGUUUUUGUAUGCGUGUGAUGGACAAUCUGACCCUGCGAAUUUCCCCUUUAGUGCUAAAUCCGACGGAGAAGUAAUUGAUUUUUUAGGACUAUUCAAUUCAUCCAAUACUAUAAACAUCUCAAAUAGAUUUCUUAAUAAUCCUUAUGUUUAUUUCAUUAUCACUGGAGAGUAUAACACACCAUUUCAAGUGUCGUGUGAUUGUAUCAAAGCGGAUGGAACAAGGGAAACAAUGAUUGUGAAAUCUGGAUUUAAAGCAUCUGGAAUUGUUGGAUUACUGUUCGUUUUAGCUGCCGUGGUGGGAUCAAGGGGUUCUUCUGUUGGCGGUUUCGCUAAAAGGUUUCGAAAAAGGCUAAAGGUGGAUUUGGAAUCACAUGAUAACACAAACUCGAACAAAAUUGAAUCUUCUUCCGAUUUUACUCAAGAUUCCAUCAAAAAACAAGAAAUAAAAUUGGAAGAUUCUACACCUGUAAAAUUAGAGCCAUAUUCAACAAGCAUUGAUUCAAAAUCUGACUUGAAAAGUGAAGUAUUAAAUAAAGAAAAGAUUAAAACUGAAAUACUAAAUAAAGAUAAAUUUAAAACUGCCACAUCUAUAAAGGAAAAAUUAAAACGUGAUAUAAUAUCAGUGUUUAAACUAUCUUGCGGUCCAUCAAACUACAAAAUUGACGUGGAUUAUUUUGAAGAAAAGUUUGUACUCAGAACUGCAGACACAAUUCUACUACUCUGCCAAAAGCUUAACUUAUCACUUCCUACGCUUUUGACUGCCUUGGUUUAUUUACAGCUAUAUAGGAAUUCUAGUAAGACUUGGAUAACCUCUAACAAAUCUGAUUCCGGUAAAACUACUUUGAGCCGUAGAGUAGUUUCAAAAUCUGACGAACAGUUUCUAACUGCUUCAGCCUGUGUUCUUCUUUCUUGGAAGUACAAAGAGGACGAAAUUGGCCUCAUAAAAUCCACCAGAAAACUUUUCGACAUCAGCACAACCGUGUACAAGGUCAUCGUUAGCCAAAACUCCAGAUUCACCUCAAUUCCUUCAGUUUCAUCGUGGAUGUUACAGGAUGAUGGAGAAGAGAUGAAGAAUUUAAAAUCACAAAUCCUUGAUCGUGAGAACCAAUUGUUACACUCACUUGAUUACUUUAUUGGACCCAUUCCUCUUCCAGAUUUGCUAGUAGGACCUUAUGUCAGGCUUUUCCUGGUCUCAGUUUCAAACGAGUUCACUGAGCUUCAAGACUUCGCUAAAAAGCUCCAGGAGGUUGUUCUACUCCUUGUAAUUGACAUUUACAAGACUCAAAUGUGCGUAAACUACACACCCGACGAACUCGUCGCAAUUUCAAUAAUCAAAGCCUGUUGUUUGCUAUCAUUUGCAGAUGAGAAAUAUGACAUCUUCAAGUUUAACUUUGAAAGUGGUGAUUUUAACAAGAAAUCUCGAGGUAAUAGAAUUCUACACAAUAUUUCCUAA
This is a messenger RNA of Theileria annulata, 1779 nucleotides long. RefSeq lists its product as uncharacterized. The record is from RefSeq and is a predicted model, not a curated record. The coding region runs from base 1 to 1779 and encodes 592 amino acids. Lineage: Eukaryota; Apicomplexa; Aconoidasida; Piroplasmida; Theileriidae. The transcript has 4 exons.